GGAAACGCUAAUGAUAUAGCUGACAGGCCUGACGAUACGGUGGUUCGACGGGCUCGCGAUUGGUGGGAUCGGCGACACGCGAGCUAACAGUUCCUUCUUGCAGUGACAAGUCCGCUCGUGUUUUCGCCGGCGCGGCGCGAAGGGGUCCGCGCACCGAUCGUCGACCCACCAGCACGGCCUCUUUUACAUGAGAAAAACUUUUGGCUCCGGACCGUGACAGGCGUGGGCGGGUGUCACGGACUCAUCAGGCGCGUCCAGCAAGUUUUUACUCAUAGAUGCGCCUUCGACUAUCUAUCCUCACAACCGUCAUUGUCUGUUCCCAUCCUUUCCCCGUCAAACGCCGUCGUUCCAAUUCCAUUACGCUACCGUCUCGUGUCUGAACCCUCCGGUCCUACCAAUUCCCAUCCAUCUGCUCGACUAGCCGGAGAACCCAACUACUGCCCGGCAGCAUGGCCGACGGAAAGAGCCUUGAUGCCAUUGCCAACGCGGAGCCGCCCCGGUACGACUCGAAGAAGGUCGGGGAUGCAGCCGCAGAGGUGCCUGGCAGUGAGGGCUCCACCAUGGACCCUGAGAAGGCGGACCCGACGCAGCAAACCACCGAGCUCAAGAGGAACCUGAAGAGUCGCCACUUGCAGAUGAUUGCUAUCGGUGGUACCAUUGGAACUGGUCUUUUCAUUGGUAGUGGUGAGGCCAUUGCCGAAGCCGGUCCCGCUGGCGCUCUCAUCUGCUAUGCCUUCGUUGGCUCCGUUGUCUACUGCGUUUGCAUGUGCCUGGCGGAAAUGGCAACGUACAUUCCUGUGUCGGGUGCCUUUUGUCAAUAUGCUGCCCGAUUCGUCGACCCCAGUCUUGGCUUUGCCAUGGGUUGGAUCUACUGGCUCUCGUGGGCCAUCACCUACGCUGUUGAACUCACCGCAUCCGGCCUGCUUAUUCAGUACUGGGAUAAGGAUCUAAGUAUCGGUAUUUUCAUCGCCAUCUUCUGGGUCACUCUCACUGCCAUCAACUUCCUUCCCGUCAAGUUCUACGGCGAGCUCGAGUUCUGGUUCGCUGGCAUCAAGGUCUUGACUGUCAUUGGCUUCGUCAUCUUUGCCAUCUGCGUCGACGCUGGCGUCGGCAAGAACGGCUACCUGGGCUUCCACACGUGGGGCACUCCCGGUGCCUUUGCCCCCUAUCUUUUGGAAUCCAAGGGUGCCACGGCCAAGUUUGUCGGCUUCUGGGCCGUUCUGAUCCAAGCCGGUUUCACGUACCAGGGCACCGAGCUUGUCGGUAUCGGUGCCGGCGAGACGGCCAACCCGCGCAAGACUGUCCCCGAGGCCAUCCGCAACACCUUCUGGAUGAUUCUCCUGUUCUUCUUGGCCAUCAUCUUCUUCGUCGGUCUCCUGGUUCCCUAUGACAACCCUUCGCUCGUUCUCGGCGGUGACGAUGCCUCUUCCUCCCCUCUGGUCAUUGCCGCCAAGCUGGCGGGCAUCCCUGUCAUCCCCGGUCUGAUCAACGGCAUUUUGCUCACUGUUGUCCUGUCGGCCGCCAACGCCAACGUCUACUCUGGCUCCCGCAUGAUUAUCGGUCUCGCCGAGGCUGGCUGCGCGCCGCGGGUUUUGGCCAAGACGACCAAGCAGGGCGUCCCGUACUGGGCGGUGACCUUCACGGCGGCAUUCGGCCUGCUGGCAUUCAUGAACCUGUCCAACGGCGGCGGCGAGGUGUUCAACUGGUUUGUGAACAUUUCAGGCGUGGCGGGCUUUAUCACGUGGGCAUGCAUCUGCAUGUGCCAGGUGGGGUUCAUGCGGGCAAUGCGCAAGCAGGGCAUCGGGCGCGACAGCCUGCCGUACAUCAGCGCGUUCCAGCCCUUCACGGCCUACUACGGCCUGUUCUUCAACAUCCUGAUCAUCUUCACGCAGGGCUUCACCGCCUUCAUCCCCUGGGACACGAGCAACUUCUUCGUCGCGUACAUCUCGCUCAUCCUGUUCGCGGUGCUCUACCUCGGCCACAAAAUCGUCUACCGCACAAAGUUCGUCGACCCUAUGGAGGCCGACCUCCUUACUGGCCGCCUGCAGGCGGAGACGGAGGUCUGGGAGGAGAGCGACGCAAACUUCUUCACCCAGAUGAAGAGCCGGAUCUGGAAGAACUAGUCGAGUUGGGUUUGCGGCCGGGGGGCCAAAGGGUUUCGGAGUCUAAGCGUGUGCUUUUUUUCUUUUUUCUGUUUGGGGGCGGCUAUAUAAUUGCUUCAUGUAACGUGUAAAGGAUAUCGGGAUUAGAUAAAAGACGGGGCGGGGGCGGGGGCG
Messenger RNA from Aplosporella prunicola CBS 121167, 2276 nucleotides. RefSeq lists its product as uncharacterized. The coding region runs from base 450 to 2123 and encodes 557 amino acids. Lineage: Eukaryota; Fungi; Ascomycota; Dothideomycetes; Botryosphaeriales; Aplosporellaceae. The transcript has 2 exons. The record is from RefSeq and is a predicted model, not a curated record. Gene Ontology annotation, molecular function: amino acid transmembrane transporter activity. Gene Ontology annotation, cellular component: membrane. Gene Ontology annotation, biological process: amino acid transmembrane transport.